Messenger RNA from Anoplopoma fimbria (sablefish), 3772 nucleotides. RefSeq names its product purine nucleoside phosphorylase 6 (gene pnp6). Gene Ontology annotation, biological process: nucleoside metabolic process. Gene Ontology annotation, cellular component: cytoplasm. The transcript has 6 exons. The coding region runs from base 116 to 988 and encodes 290 amino acids. NCBI's taxonomy places the organism in Eukaryota, Metazoa, Chordata, Actinopteri, Perciformes, Anoplopomatidae. The record is from RefSeq and is a predicted model, not a curated record. Gene Ontology annotation, molecular function: purine-nucleoside phosphorylase activity.
CAGAGUCUCCAUCAGCCGCUCCGGCUCCACCACCUUGAACUCAGCACGGAACAGGGCUGUCAAUCACGACACAAGCAGCGUCUUACCAGUACAUUGGUCCCGCUCGUCAUCAGAUAUGGACGCGGCAUCCUCCUCCACCAGUCAGUGCAGAUACAGUUAUGAAGAGUAUAAGGAGACAGCAGACUGGCUGUUGGCCCAAACAGAGCAGCGUCCUAAAGUAGCCAUCAUCUGUGGUUCAGGCCUGGGCGGACUGGCUGACCUGCUCGAGGACAAGACUGGGUUCCCAUAUGAGAAAAUCCCAAAUUUUCCCACCAGCACUGUGGAGGGCCAUGCUGGGCAGCUGGUGUUUGGGAGGCUGCAGGGCCGUGAGUGUGUCUGUAUGCAGGGGAGAUUCCACUUCUACGAGGGUUACAACAUCCACAAGGUGACGUACCCGGUGCGAGUCUUCUACCUCCUGGGCGUGGAAACUGUGAUCGUGACAAACGCAGCGGGGGGACUCAAUGGCAGCUAUGAUGUGGGAAACAUCAUGCUCAUUAAGGAUCACAUCAACAUGCCGGGCUUCGCGGGGCAGAACCCGCUCUGUGGGCACAACGACGACAGGUUUGGAAAACGUUUCCCUUGCAUGUCGGACGCGUAUGACCGUGAGUUGAUGGCUCUGGCCAAGCAAACAGCAGAGGAGCAGGGCUGCGGCAAAUUCCUGCAGGAAGGCGUUUACUGCAUGCUGGCUGGACCAUCAUACGAGACCAUCGCAGAGUGCAGACUCCUGAAGGUGCUGGGGGCUGAUGCUGUGGGUAUGAGCACAGUGCCAGAGGUGGUGGUGGCCCGUCACUGUGGCCUGCGUGUCUUGGGUCUGUCGCUCAUCACCAACAAGGUUGUGACAGAUUAUGAUAGCAUUGAGAAGGCCAACCACGAGGAGGUGCUGAGGACCACUAAGAGCAGAUCCCAGGACCUCCAGAGGCUCGUCGGCCACCUCAUCACCAAGAUCUAGCACCUGCAUCUGAAAUCUACAGACAAAAAAAAAUGUCCAGCCUCGUAAUUGAGUCAUUGGUGACUAGCUUUGAACAAAGGGUAAAAAUUAGGUGCAGGUGGUGAAAUGGUAAGGUAUGUGUGGAUAAGUUGUUGCUUAUGUGGGUAUUGCGUUGGCUAUCGUGGUUAACUGGGGGAGUGAGUGAGAGGUUUUUAAGAUAAGAUAAGAUAAGAUAAGAUAAGAUAAUCCUUUAUUAGUCCCGCAGCGGGGAAAUUUGCAGGAUUACAGCAGCAUUAGGUAAAGUGCACACAAGAGACAUAGUAAAAGAAAGGUAUAGAGCAGAGAGCAGAGAAAAUAAUUUUGGGGGGAGAAUGUCAACAUGCCACUUGUAAUGGCUACAAAUGUCCACGGCAUUUGAUGGAUGUUGGCAAUAUUGUUUGUGUCUAGUUUGCUAUUCAGUGAUAUCACAGCAAGACUUUCACAACCCUGGAUACAGUCCCCAUGAAUCACUUUCAUGGAGACACUAUAGAAUAUAUUUCUGACAGCUAGCUCAAUUUGUUCUUCAUAGGUGUAAUAUCUAUAAAAUCGAAAGAGAAAUAAUUAGCAAGUAGGCAAUUAAUCUGAAAGUUUUAAUAGAAGGCAAGGAUUGGCUUUCAUUUUCAUUUUGAAAGUUUUUGGUUGAACACUGUCCAAUUCUUUGGGGGCAAAUCAUGCUAGUAAUUAGGGGAUUACAAGACCCCUCGAAACACUUUAAGAGUGACUUAUCACCAGGUUAAAAAUCUGUGUUUAACCUCCCCGCUGGUUGAUUCAAGUAUAUUUCACUGACAGACUAUAGCAAGCAUCACUGUUUCCUGUGGCUGUUGUGCUCAGAAGUAUAGACCCGUAACCACACCCAGCAGUGAUGUCACGGUGUACCGACACUCCCUAGAGUACACUUUGCAUCAUUGCAGCAAGUUGCUUUUUAACAAAAAGUGGUGCACAUCAAUCAUGAGAUCUGGAAACCAGGCUGGAUUAAUGUUAAAGAAUUUAAUUUGAAAUGACAACUGAACAGUUUCUCUAAAAUCUGUAGGUGAAAUUUGGACUUUUGCAUUUGCAUUUGAGUCCUAAUCCAUAGUAUUGUUGUUGCUACUUGUGAUUAUAGUAUACCAUUCCCUAGAUCAUGUUCUCAUAUAUCCCAGAUCAUAGAUCAGUAAAUGUGACAGGAAUACAACCGGGGCUGUUGUACAAACCCCACCGGUAUGUAUUUCUAUCCAGCAUUUGUGCUGCCGGAUUGUUUGGGUUUUCCCUCUACACUACACUCUGCUAUGGAAGACUGGGACCUCUCCCAGUCAAACACAAUAAUAAUUGUGAGACAAUUCUAUGGCCAUUUUAUGCUGCUCACUACUAAUGAAAACCAAUAGACACAGGAAACCUUUACAUUUAACCUACUGGGAUGAUUGCGUCAUUGUUAGUACUUAUGAUCACUGACUAGCAUCCUGUUCUUGUUGAUGUAGACAUGUUUUUGUUUUAUUUUGCCUUUGCUUCCAACGAUUGUCUAUAAUUAAGGUACAGUGAGACCCUCCAUUAUUUAUAAUUACAAUUGUUAUAUGAAUACAGGCUGUAUGUCUUAUUUUGCCCUUAGCAAAGUAUGCAACUACCAACUGUGAAAGCAUUGUUUAUAGCUUAAGUUGUAUUCACUGUGCACUGAUGCGUUGGUCUUGACAUGUUCGUGCUUGGAUGGAGGAAAAACAGCCUUCUUCUCCAGCAGGGUCUUAGAUGUGAAUCCACAUAAUAACAGUUGCUGAUUAAAGAGAGUAUAGAAUAUUUAUUGUGACCAAACAAGGUAAUUGGGACCAAGUGGCACCUGCUUUCCUUCAUUUUGUGAUUUCUUGUUAUUAACAAUCUAUAAUAAAUACUUAUUUUAUCUUAAAGCAUAGUGUGUAUAUUUAAAGAUCAAAUCAGAGUUGCCUUUAUUAAAAGAAGACAAAUCACGUAUUUUAAAUAUUUAAUGUAUUUAUGAAUGAAGUGUGGAAAUGCCAUGUCAAUCCCAAAUCCUUGAAAGACCUCCAUUUUAAAAAAGGCAAUGGAGUUUUAGCUUAAAAGCCUUUCCACAAUAUUAUCUAUCCGAAAGACAAUCCUAAAGUCAAAGGCUAAUCUGGUCAAACAGUAGUGAUGUAUGAAGGUUUUUCUAGGCUGGAUUGCAUUUGGAUCCCUUUUAUUUGUACACCGAGGGACCACAGCACUGUAAUAUCAUGGAGGGCUGUAAUACUUGGGCCUGCAGUGUUCAAUCUUCUCUGCACCGAUCUGGAACCUCCUGCCAUUUCCCCUCGACCCUUUCAUUCAUUAAAGCUGCAAAGGCCAGAGGAAUCCUAAAUCAGCAGUCCACCUCUUAAACCAUUUGUUUCAGGCUUUAAAAUAAAGAUGCUAAUGGGGGGUCUUAAAGGGGAAUGCCACUCAGAGUAAAGCCUGCUAUCAUCAAAACGAAAAUCAGAAUUGAAACUGCUUUGUAAACAAUAAACAGGAAUCUUGUAACUUACAUACAUUCAUUUUAAGAUGUACUUUCUAUGCUAACUAUUUCCCUGUAUGGACACAACUCCAAAUGUUGCAUUUCUAUGUUAAAUUCCUGUUUUCUGGUUUGUAAAGUCUUUCAGACGAUUGUAUGCACUAGAAUACUGAAUAACUACUAUAUGUUAAUCAUAUUUACUGUGUUCAGGUCUCAGUUCAGAAACUAAUUCACAAAAAAGAUAAACCUCCUAUUUCUCUACUGACAUGAAGAUACUUUAUUCUAAUAACAAAUGCUGUUGCUGUUAAAUAAAGAACUUUGCA